Trichoderma asperellum CBS 433.97 is the source of this 2310-nucleotide messenger RNA. RefSeq lists its product as uncharacterized. The record is from RefSeq and is a predicted model, not a curated record. Gene Ontology annotation, cellular component: preribosome, small subunit precursor; cytosol. NCBI's taxonomy places the organism in Eukaryota, Fungi, Ascomycota, Sordariomycetes, Hypocreales, Hypocreaceae. Gene Ontology annotation, molecular function: protein serine/threonine kinase activity; ATP binding. Gene Ontology annotation, biological process: maturation of SSU-rRNA.
GCUCGACAUAAUUUUUGUAGCAUCAAAGUCUCAAACCCGACGGCGCUGCCCGACUGCGCAUCUCUGCUAGAAGCUUUUGUCCCAAGACAGAGACAGAAGACCCCCCCAAAAAAGACAAUCAGCAGAAACACCGCAAAUCACCCAACCCGCAGCAAAAUGGACGCUGCAGACGCUGUCGCAGCCUCUCCAGCGGCGCCUCACCAGCCACCAUACCAGUACACCGCGAGCCAGGGUUACGAGCAGACUGAGGAGGUGCCCCGCGAAUUGCUGAGGCAACAGAACGAUGCCCCGCUGCCCGUGGACGGCGACGACGACGACGACCUCGACGACAUUUUCGACGACGACGACCAGAUCGACGACGACGAGGAAUGGGCCGCUGACGGCGACCUGACCAAGACGUACAACCGCCAGAGACAGGCCACCGACGCCGGCGCCGCCGUGCCGCGGUCCAAUGCGCAGAAGCCCAAGGCCAACACCUUUGCCAGUGUCGACGACCAGGUCUCGGCGCUGUCCAAGCACGCCGUCAAGAUCCGCCUCGACUCCGUCAAGCAGGAUGGCGAGCGGGACAAGGACAAGGCCGACCGCGCCACCAGCGAGCAGGUGCUGGACCAGCGCACGCGCAUGAUCCUGCUGCAGAUGAUCAACCGCGGCGUCGUCAGCGAGGUCCACGGCGCCAUCAGCACGGGCAAAGAGGCAAACGUCUACGGCGCGGUGUCGCACGACGACGAGACGGGCGCGGCCACCCAGCGGGCCAUCAAGGUGUACAAGACGGCCAUCUUGGUGUUCAAGGACAGAGAGCGCUACAUCACGGGCGAGCACCGCUUCAAGGGCGGCUUCGACAAGGGCAACAGCCGCAAGAUGGUUAAGCUGUGGGCCGAGAAGGAGUAUCGAAACCUGCGGAGGAUAUACAGCGCCGGCAUUCCCUGUCCGGAACCGCUGGCCUUGAAGCUGCAUGUGCUUGUCAUGGGCUUUUUGGGCGACAGGAAGGGCUGGGCGUAUCCUCGACUGCGAGAUGCAAACUUGAAGGGCGACGAUGUGGAUCAGCAGUGGCAGAAUCUCUAUGUGCAGCUUUUGGGCACGAUGCGGCGCAUGUACCAGAUCUGCAAGCUGGUGCAUGCUGAUUUGAGCGAGUACAAUAUUCUCUACCACAAUGGCAAGCUGUACAUCAUUGAUGUGUCGCAGAGUGUGGAGCCCGAUCACCCCCGAUCCCUGGAGUUUCUGCGUAUGGAUAUCAAGAACGUGGGCGACUUCUUCCGUCGCAAGGGCGUGGACACGCUGCCGGACCGAGCCAUUUUCAACUUCAUCACCGUGCCUGAAGGGCCGGUAGAGGAGCCUGCUAUGGGCGAAGCGAUUGCGAAGCUCUACGAGACGCGGCAGUCUGCCACCAACGACGAGGAGGCUGCUGCUGAAGAGGUCGACACAGAGGUCUUCCGAAAUCAAUACAUCCCGCAGACGCUGGAGCAGGUCUAUGACAUUGAGAAGGAUGUCAAGAGACUUGGUCUGGGAGAGGGCAACGAGUUGGUGUACAGCAAGCUGCUGGCCGACCAGGUUGUCGCUCCCAAGGCAGAAGGAGAAGACAAAAAUGCGGAUGAAGAGGAUGAUUCAGAGGACGAGUCUGGAGAGGGAGCUUCUCUUGGCGACGAUGAUGAUGACGAGUCUGCGGAUGACGAGAGCCGGUUUGAGAAGGGAAGGCCUAGAGGUCGCAAAUUCGAGGACAAGGACGAGAAGAAGCUACAUAAACAGGCUGUCAAGGAAGCGAAGCGCGAGAAACGACAGGAAAAGAUGCCAAAGCAUCUGAAGAAGAAGCUCGUUUCUAGCACGUCAAGAAAAACGAAAAAAUAAAAGGGUAAAAAAAAAAAGGAAAUAAAAGUUAAAAGGUAGAUUUUUGGGAAAAUGAUACACAAAAAGAUAACGUUUGACGACUCUUUUCUUCUGAUUCUUUAUUGUGAUGCUUGUGUUGCUGAUAUAUUGAAUCAGAGUUUGAUGCCAAUCAAUGCUUUUGGAAGAUGACAUAUGCACAGGUGCAUGCACAGGUAGACACACGAGACAUGUUGAAUGAUGAGCACCGAUCGUCGCAAACUGCAGUUCUGGAAUGGCGGUUUAUCACCAUUUGAGUGUGUAACCCCGUUUUCGGGCUCUGAAUUGCGAUCUGAAUAUAUGAGAGCUUUUUAUCUCUCGUAGCUGGAUGAUCAAAGAGAGCGCUGACAACUGUCUCCUGGCUGCCAUCACUUUGUACUGCACAUGAUUGAUAAGUCUAGACGUAUAAAUAGCAUUAUUUAAUCAUAUUGUGGUCUAUAUGCGAGCAAAUCC